Messenger RNA from Colossoma macropomum (tambaqui), 2053 nucleotides. RefSeq names its product C-type lectin domain family 4 member M-like. The coding region runs from base 241 to 885 and encodes 214 amino acids. The record is from RefSeq and is a predicted model, not a curated record. The transcript has 5 exons. Lineage: Eukaryota; Metazoa; Chordata; Actinopteri; Characiformes; Serrasalmidae.
CACACUUCACUGCAAGCCCUGGACUACAGAAGACAACAGAAUGGAGAUGAAUGAGGAUGGAAGAGCAAAACAUGAUAUGGCAAAUGACACAUUUGAUUCGGCUACCUCUGACUACAGCUGGGAAAAUAACAAGACCACAGCCUCUUAUCAGGAACUGAGGAGCUCAGGACGUGACACUGCAGGAAACAGAUACUACAUCUGGGGAUCCUGUGUGUUCUCCUGCUGAUUGCCAUCACAGUGAUGUGUGUGAGGUUUAACCACCUGGCUACUCAGAGAGACCAGCUACAGCAGAGCUACAAUGACCUGACUGUGGAGAAAGAGGGACUACAGACCAAUAAUGAGAACGUUGCUAGAGAGAAAGACCAGUUACAGACCAGUUACACCAGCCUGACCGUAGUGAAAGAACAGUUAGAGCUCAGCUAUGGUAAUGUUACACACGAAAGGGACCAGUUAAAGAAGGAGAAAGAUGAGCUUCAGAACAAGUUGGCUGAUAUAGAAAAAGAAAAACAGCAAGAAUGGAGCCGCUUCGGUUCCAGUCUUUACUACAUCUCCAGUAGGAAGAACUGGAUUGAGAGCAGACAGGACUGCAGAGAGAGAGGAGCAGACCUGGUGAUCAUAAACAACAGAGAAGAACAGGAAUUUAUCACUAAUAAACUGGGCAGCAGUCGAGCUUGGAUUGGACUGACUGACACUGACACGGAGGGGGUCUGGAAAUGGGUGGACGGAUCAGCACUGACCACAGGGUUUUGGAAAUCUGGGGAACCCAACAGUUUGGGAAAUGAAGACUGUGCUGUAAUUGGCCAUGAGCUUGGUGCUUUAAGGACCUGGGCUGAUUUCCCCUGUCAUGAUCUCUUUGUUUGGAUCUGUGAGAGACCUUUAAAUUGAGGCUGUGCAGGAGAACAGACUACAACAAUUUUACAUGUGCAUUUAUUCAUAGUUACAGCAAGUGGGCUCUGCCAUUUUACUUUGGCUCCCACUAGCUUCAGCUCCACCUACUCAAGAUUGCACAGCCCACAGCUAGUUGUUGGGCUCAUUUACACUACUUUUACAGCAAUAUACUGCACCAUAUUAAAUAAAUAACAGUAGAAUAGCAGCUUUGUGCUCCACAGUCACCUGGAGCAGAGGAGUACUAUGAUGGAGCUGCACUGUAAACAUUUACUGAAAAAAGUUACAGUAAUAUACUGGCAGGAAAGUUAUAUGUGUAUAUUUGUGCUAAAUAUUUUAUAGUAUUUUACUAUAUCUAAUACAAUUUACAGUACUUCACCAGUAAUUCUGCUGCCAGUAAAUUGCUGUAAAUUGUGUUGUCUAGGAUUUUACUGUAAACCAGUGCACCACACUAAAUGCCCAAACUUUUACAGUACGAUCCUGUAACACUUACACAGUAAUGAGCUGCGAUUAAAAUAACGGUAAUAUUCUGUAUUUUGACAUAGUAACUGUAACUGAGUAAUUACCUAAAUAAAACUUCAUUGUACCAGACCUAUACAUAUGUGAAAAAAAGACUCAAUAAACAUAUAUAGUCACCAUGUUUUGCACGGUAUAUGCACAGAAUCUCAAAUAUGAAUUUUUGCAAAUACACAUUUUUCCGACAUUUUAAAAUACUUUGAAAUGCACAUUCUCUAUCGUGUCUUACAUUCAGUUCUCACCAAUCAGAACUGUUUUGUGCCCCUACUGCUGCAUUUUACGCUGCUUACCUGUGUCUUAUUCUUAUUCUUGUCUAUUAACUUUACACUCCUAUAAAUCCACACAACAAACUUAUGAGGAUUCUACUCUAUGUGCACACAUAAGUAUGUAAUAUCCAGGAAUGAAACUGAAUGUAUUUGGCUUUUUUAAGUGAGGUAUCAGUUUGCAUUGAUUAAAUCAGGUUUAUAACUUUAUUUCGUCCAUUUCAAAUUAUUAGGACUGAGCAUCACUGGUUUCCUUUGCAUUUCUAAGCCAUUGCUUGUUCUUGUUUUCAUCCUUCUUUCCUGUAUUUUCUGUUAUUUCGAGCUCUUCGUCUGUUUUUGUAUUUUUGAUUAUGAAUUUGCCUCGUUUGUUCCUCCCAAUCAAAUGUUAU